UCCUAGUUUUGAAUCUCCUCUUCUCUAAUCUUAAAAAUAUCCUACCUCUGUCCUAGACAGCAACAAUGGCAGUGUCCCUUACCUUCUCUCUUGCCGGCGCCGGCGCUGGGAGCCGGCUCAACGGUGAAUUCUGGCAAGUGGGUUUCGUUGAACCUAAGCUUUCUCACACUCAUAAUAAGCUUUCUUCUACUUCCCGUUUCUCCCAUUGCAAUUGUUUUUGGCAACCGCCUGCCAGCAACAAUUUGAUUUUUAAUUCGAGGAGAUUUUCUACUUCGAUUUUGGCUGGUGGGAAAGAGUCUGAAGAUAGCUUUAUUCAGAAUGCAAGUGAAGAUACAGAUGAAAUGUUUGAUAAAUUGUUUGAUAGAUAUGGGAAAGUGGUAUUUACAAGAACUGACAAAAAGUCUCUUAGUGCAGAAGUUGAUGAUGAUGCUGAAAGCUUAUCCUUUGCCGUGGCUAUGGCCAAGGUUGCAAGUGAGGUAAAAGCUGGAGAUAUAAAGGUCCUUUUUGUGAAGCCUCUAGUGUAUUGGACUCGAUUUUUUAUCAUCACCACAGCAUUUUCUCGUCCCCAAAUUAAUGCUAUAGCGUCCAAGAUAAGAGAUUUGGCUGAGAAGAAGUAUGGGAGAGUGCCAACAGGUGACACAAAACCCAAUUCAUGGACCCUGUUGGAUUAUGGUGAUGUUGUUAUCCAUAUAUUUCUCCCUCCACAAAGAGAUUUCUACAACUUAGAAGAAUUCUAUGCCAACGCUACUCCGAUCGAGUUGCCUUUUGAAAAUGAAAGACCACCUUUCCGAGGCUGAGAAACUCUUAAUUGGACGAUGCUAGAAAGGGCCAGGCCGUUUUGAUGGCAUGUGCGGAUCUCAUCUUUUGCAAGCAUUGGUUUUGUUGUUGUUGUACCUUUUCAUCUUACUUCUGCAGAGGCAGAGUGCUAUGCUUACAGUAUACUGUGAUCAAAUGCUUGCUUUAGAUCAUCAAUCAGUGAUGAGGCAACAGGCUUUUCAGCUUAUUAGGUGUUCAAGCUGCGAUGGAGAACAACUCUUGUUAACUUCUGUAUUAGUAUAGUCGUUUACAACCAAGGGGCUACAAGCUUAUGUAUGUUACAAUUAGGGCAAUAUCAUUGAUAGUGUGACUAAGUGAAUGUAGGUCAUCUUUUUUGGCUCUUUUCUUUUUGGUGUAAAUUUUAACAAUAGAAUUGCACUUUUUAUCAAAUAUAUUGCUCAGUAUAUUUUCUUUGGGA
This is a messenger RNA of Humulus lupulus (European hop), 1234 nucleotides long. RefSeq names its product protein Iojap, chloroplastic. Gene Ontology annotation, molecular function: ribosomal large subunit binding. The transcript has 5 exons. Bases 66 to 797 code for a protein of 243 amino acids. The record is from RefSeq and is a predicted model, not a curated record. Gene Ontology annotation, biological process: negative regulation of ribosome biogenesis; negative regulation of translation. Lineage: Eukaryota; Viridiplantae; Streptophyta; Magnoliopsida; Rosales; Cannabaceae.